Messenger RNA from Oldenlandia corymbosa var. corymbosa, 2554 nucleotides. The record is from the annotation of a GenBank genome assembly. NCBI's taxonomy places the organism in Eukaryota, Viridiplantae, Streptophyta, Magnoliopsida, Gentianales, Rubiaceae.
AUUUUAUCCCUUCAUCAUCAUCAUCGUCUUCCCGCACAGACAGAAACAGAGCCACUGUAAGCCACUCAAAAAAUGGCUCUCAACGGAAAUCAAAUUCUCUACAAUACGCCCACAGCCACGUCACCCCCCGCGGGCAUCCCUCUCCGCCGCACGUUCCUAAUACCUUCAUGGCACUGGUCAUCUCCGAAAACCCAUAAUCUCACCAUAGUUUCUGCUACAAGGAUGGGCAAAUUUGAUAGUAAGAAUCGGAAAAACACAAUUCCUACCAAGGAAGAAGAAGAAGAAGAAGCAGCAGCUGCUGUAGAAGGGACGAAAUUCAAAGAUAUUGAUUCGACGGCUGCGAUUGAUGGUGGCGCCGUUGAUGGUGUUGCUCUGCCGGAGCUACCCGGUGAGACGACCGAUUUUUGGGAAGGUCCUCAAUGGGAUGCUUUUGGAUUCUUCAUUCAGUACCUUUGGGCUUUUGGUGUAGUUUUUGCGUUAGUUGCAUGUGGAGUUGCUGUUGUAACAUAUAACCAGGGAGCCACAGAUUUCAAGGAUACCCCGGUGUACAAGGAAGCCGUUCAAUCAAGAGACCUCCUGGAAGAACCAGAUUCAUCUAAUGCAGAUGUCUUUGAGUCUAAUCCCACUGAGCAAGCACCUGAUUUAGAAUAAAUUUUCUCCAUUUCAGUCGAACUAUUUCUCUUUUGCCGUAAACUUGUGGUAAAUUACAAGCCAAGGUACCCAAAUGUUGUAUCUAGGUUUCUGUUUCUUCCAUUUUACUCGCAUUGGUAUAUAAUCUGAUGAGUUAUAUAGUUGAUUGAACUAUGAAGAGCUUUGUCUUGUAUUAUCACCCCCUAUUGAUAGCAUUCUGGAGAAAUAUGAUUGAGAAAGUAGACUACUGGUCCUAAAAACAUAACAUUGUAGACAAAACUGGCCCGUUUUAAUAUCUUCAUUCUCCUUACAUAAAGUGUUGCUUUCAGUGGCUGAACAAGGGUCUGACUGGAUAGCGGCAUCACUUCACGGAGAUAUAGGUUAAAGUGUACCUAUUUGUGAUAUGAAUAGGGGUUUCUUAACUUAUCAGCCUAUCAUGAUCUAUUUUGUUUGUUAAAUGUAAUAAAUGUACCUAAUUUGAAGGGUUGGUUGGUUAGCAAAUACGUCUCUUCUCUAAGGGGAGAGGUGGUAAUAGGAAGCUGUGUUCAGAAGUGCAAUAGUUGCUUUUAUAUCAUGAAACAACAGUACAUAAUCUAAAGUUAAACUGUUGGGGAAUCCGUGAUAGGCAAUUGUUCUGCACUUAACGUAGCUAGACUUAGAAUUAUGAAGAUGAUGAUAAAAUUAGAUUACAGUAAGGCUCCUCUCAGUAACUAGAUCUUUCAAAGCACUAAACUGCUAACUGGAUAAUAUUAAACUAGUGAAUCAUAGAUGUUCUUAAUAAUAAUUCUCAUGUGAACCGACAAGUGCAUGCAUCCCUCAGACUGUAAGAAAAGCCAGUAAACAUAGUAGUAAAGCCAACACCAAGCGAUUCACUGCAUCUAACUUUACUCCAGAACUCUGAGGAUCCCCAACCUUCUUGAACCUAGGUUUCACUUUGACCAUUGGGGAAGCUGAAAUUGGAAUAUGAGAGUUGUUAGUAUGUGGAAUGCAGAGGUCAGAGGUUGUCCAAAGGGAUUCAGUAAUUCAGUUGCAUUGAUUUUCAACUCCCAGAUAUUUAUACCAUCAUUCAGCUUUACUUAAGGCUCUACUUCUUUGAAUAAUCUAUGAUUCUGAUCCAUUGGUAAAAGCAUAAAUGAGUUAUGCUUACCAGCAAUCGUAGCAUUACUUGUUGCCCCUGAUGAAACUUGGGGAGUAGGUGAACUAGGAGGCACUGGUGCCAGCAUCUCUUCUACAAGACAAGAAACGAACAAAUGCUCACAAACCUUGAGAAAGCACCUUGUCAAACAAUCUGGUUAAUCACAGUUAACACUUUGAAAAGCGACAUAAGUAUACCUGAACAAUUAGGCAAGCUGUUCUGAAGGCUACAGAGGUCUUGCAGUUCCCUGGCUAAUGUUUUAUUCACGGUGUAAGAUCCGAGGGAAUUAUCAUUCAACAAGAGGCAGAGGCAGCUCACUUGCUGGCUAUUCAGUUGCCUUGAGUUAUCGCAGCACAUUGUCGUCGGUUCUGGCUCUCUGCCUUGUGCAUAUUGUCCACAAGGCGCCCCCGGGAUCAGGACGGAACUGCAGUCCCCCUUUUGUGACUGCAUAUUUGGUAUGAAGCGAAGAAUGCGAGAAAAAAAUGGCAGCUGCCAGCAUGAAUCUUGAACUUGAAGCUGACAUUCUUUUUUUCCCGUCUUAGUGUUCUUUCUAUCAGAAGUUUAGGUCAAUGAAGAUGACCGUGUUUGCUAGUCAUCCAUGGUGAAUGGCUCUAUAAAAUGAAUAACUUCAUUGCUCAAGUGUGAGCUGCAGCAUGCUUGAUCAUGUCAUUUCUGUCCAAACAUGCAUUUCGUCAGUCAUCUUCUUCGUCAUGCAUAAUACUUCUGAUGCACCUUUUUUCCGGCUCCAAAUAGGUUGCCAUAUUUGAUUUCAGUCUAUGCAAACAUCAG